UCAGACAAACACUGGUGUACAGUUGAUUGGUUUCUAUUUAGAGAAAUGGGUAUGAAAUGCGAUGACGAUCAAAUUACUCCAAUUUACAGUGAACAUCCAGUAUUAGACCUGCCAUCUUGCAGUUUAAUCUCAAGUUAUCAGUUUCUUGGCAAAAGCGCAAAACAACACGCUUUGUUACUAAGUGGAAAUAAUCCCUCGCUGAUGAGGAGCUUUCCACAAGGUCUUAAAAUUCAGGUAUGUACAUGUAGUUUUCGUGAUGGUAGAGUUCAGGUUACCGCCUCAUGUAAGGCAAUCCAAGACAAUCUUAGAAUCAGGAUUCAACUCUGUGGAUUCAGAAUUCCUUGUCCGUGGAACUUGGAUUUCAAUCGUUAGCGGGUUUCCGGAUCCCAUAAACUGAAUCACGGAUUCCAAAGCCCUAAGCUUCCGGAUUCCACAAGCAAGAAUUUCCUGGAUUCCUAAUGGGGCGGCGGUAAAACGUUCUCCGCAAAUAGACUGAUAACCAAUCAAAUAAACCAAUUUCUAUCGAUGUUAAUUUUUAAAUUAAUGACAAGCAAACAAACCAACUCUAAACAGCCUUUCAAAAAAUAUACCCCGUACAAUGCAGACCUGUCAAGCUAUUAAAUGUGUUAGAUUACUAUCUUUAUGUUUCUGUCUUCUCUGUUUAAUUUCGUAAGAGUAUAUCGCAGGUUAUAUACACAAAUGGCCUGCAAUUUUCUCUGCGUCGGUUUUUUAGAGUAUCUUUAUUUUCAAAUAGAGUUUUCAGUCGCUGAGAUUUUCACAUCUUACAGCGACCCUCGUUGCACUAACGGUCUUUAGGAGUUGCAACUUAGGGAGACUGAAGAAAACGAGAAAUCUCGUCGGGGUUGUCUUCUUUCUAAAAUAUAGCAUAACAGUUUCUAAAUACUUAAUUAACCAGGGCGUUUGAACUAACAUAGAUAGUUUUUUUUUUCAGUCAUUUUACUACAAGGACGAUGAAUGGAUGUUUGUGUGCAGCUUUUCCGCACCUGUUGCAGCUCGGUAUGUGCAGUUCGUCUGCAAUGCAAAGGGAAACAUCACAUGCUUGCAAAGAAUAUCAGUGAAUGGCUGUCCAGUAGGUAUGCCUGUACAUUAUUGUGUAUAUGCUGAGAAAAAAUGCGGUACUUUGACUUGCAAUCACAGUUGAAAGGGCAAGGUACUUUUCCAAUAAGCCUGAAAUUUGGCUUUUUUGUUGGCUAUUAGCCACCAACUAUCUGGGUCUACACUUAAUUCCAUCCGCCAAACUGACGUUGACACAUUAAUGAUUCGUACACAAAGUAGGGUUAGGGUUUGGGUUAGGGUGAGGGUUAGGGUUAUAUAUUUAAAUCAAACUGGUAUUCGUCACCAAAUCCUCGGUGGUGUAUUUGGGAUGCUAUUCUAUCCUGAAUUUUUCUUAAAAACGAAGACACUUUGACUUUUAUGAACAUUCCAAAGAUUGUCCAAAUGUUGCCCUUGAUGUGCUCCAUUUGCUCUACCGAAUAACGAAAAAUUCUUAACUAAAUAUAUCAAGUCGAGUCGAUUACAACUGAACUAAUUUGUUCAUUAAUUUAUUCACUUUCUCAAUUAAUUUAUUGAAUGUAUUUUUAAUAUUUAAGAGGAAUCUUGGUGCGAAGAGCAAUCAUUCAAGACAAAGAUUGAGGAGUAUGAAAUCAGACGAAACUUUUUCCACAGUAAUCUAGGAAAAGCUCUACUCAAGGCCACCAUGGCUUCAAUUGUCACUCCAAUUGUGAUGUUUCUUGUUGGAAGAUACAACUUGGACGGAAGGUUAGUUAAU
Porites lobata is the source of this 1789-nucleotide messenger RNA. NCBI's taxonomy places the organism in Eukaryota, Metazoa, Cnidaria, Anthozoa, Scleractinia, Poritidae. The record is from the annotation of a GenBank genome assembly.